GCUUUAUUUGCUGCUGCAAGAAAAGCCUUUUCUUUUAACCCGGCUUCCUUUGAAGAAGUAACUCAGGAAGCUUCAUGGCCUCUCAAGAAUCUCAGGGACAAUCCAAACUCAUCUUUAAGGAUUACCUCCCUGGUUCUUCUGACACUCCUCAGCAGAAUACGCCUGUUGAACCAGCAAGUCUCUGGAAGCAAGCAUCACACACUCAUAAUUUGCCACCUGGUCUGGAGUACCUGAACCAGCUGGACCAGAUAAUUAUUCAUCAGCAAGUGGAGCUUCUGGAAGCCAUACUUGGCACAGAGACCUCCAGCAAAUACGAGAUAAAGAACCCCCUGGGCCAGAGGGUUUACUUUGCAGUGGAAGAGAACGGCUGCUUUGACCGCAAGCUGUGCUCGCCCCUCCGGGCCUUCACCAUCAGCAUUUCGGACAACGCGGGCCGCGAGGUGAUCCGCGUCAUCCGGCCCCUCCGGUGCACCAGCUGCUGCUUCCCCUGCUUCCUGCAGGAGUUAGAAGUUCAGUCCCCACCAGGUACAGUAGCUGGGUACGUUGUACAGAACUGGGAUCCUUUUCUGCCAAAGUUCACUAUACAGAAUGAAAGCAAAGAAGAUGUGCUAAAAAUAAUUGGCCCAUGUGCAACCUGUGGCUGUUUUGAAGAUGUUGACUUUGAGGUAAAAACUCUCAAUGAGAUGACAACGAUCGGCAAAAUUUCCAAGUAUUGGUCGGGAUUUGUCAACAACGUCUUCACCAACACCGCCAACUUUGGGAUCCAGGUCCCUGUGGAUCUCGACGUGAGGAUCAAGGCAGUCAUGAUUGGUGCUUGUUUCCUCAUUGACUUAAUGUUCUUUGAAAACUCUUUGGAUGGAUUAUAACAAGAUGACAGAAACAAUGAAAUAUGCAGAAUCUGUUUCAGUAGAAAUCACUUGAGCUUUGGACAUGAUUUUGAACUGCAAAAAUCCUUCUUCCUUAUAGGAAAAGACAGGGAGCUAAUGAUGAUGUUUAUUGAAAUAUGUCUCAUGUAAAUAAUAAUUUCCCACUUAUAUUUUUUAUGGGUAAUAGCUAAACACAUACUUUUCAC
This is a messenger RNA of Melospiza georgiana, 1072 nucleotides long. Its product is annotated as phospholipid scramblase family member 5-like. Gene Ontology annotation, biological process: plasma membrane phospholipid scrambling. Gene Ontology annotation, cellular component: plasma membrane. The transcript has 8 exons. Lineage: Eukaryota; Metazoa; Chordata; Aves; Passeriformes; Passerellidae. The coding region runs from base 75 to 866 and encodes 263 amino acids. Gene Ontology annotation, molecular function: phospholipid scramblase activity. The record is from RefSeq and is a predicted model, not a curated record.